Closterium sp. Naga37s-1 is the source of this 1743-nucleotide messenger RNA. NCBI's taxonomy places the organism in Eukaryota, Viridiplantae, Streptophyta, Zygnematophyceae, Desmidiales, Closteriaceae. The record is from the annotation of a GenBank genome assembly.
AUGGGCAACCUGCCCGCAUGGGCAACCUGCCCACAUGGGCAACCUGCCCACAUGGGCAACCUGCCCCAUGGGCAACCUGCCCGCAUGGGCAACCUGCCCCAUGGGCAACCUGCCCGCAUGGGCAACCUGCCCGCAUGGGCAACCUGCCCGCAUGGGCAACCUGCCCGCAUGGGCAACCUGCCCGCAUGGGCAACCUGCCCGCAUGGGCAACCUGCCCGCAUGGGCAACCUGCCCGCAUGGGCAACCUGCCCGCAUGGGCAACCUGCCCGCAUGGGCAACCUGCCCGCAUGGGCAACCUGCCCGCAUGGGCAACCUGCCCGCAUGGGCAACCUGCCCGCAUGGGCAACCUGCCCGCAUGGGCAACCUGCCCGCAUGGGCAACCUGCCCGCAUGGGCAACCUGCCCGCAUGGGCAACCUGCCCGCAUGGGCAACCUGCCCGCAUGGGCAACCUGCCCGCAUGGGCAACCUGCCCGCAUGGGCAACCUGCCCGCAUGGGCAACCUGCCCGCAUGGGCAACCUGCCCGCAUGGGCAACCUGCCCGCAUGGGCAACCUGCCCGCAUGGGCAACCUGCCCGCAUGGGCAACCUGCCCGCAUGGGCAACCUGCCCGCAUGGGCAACCUGCCCGCAUGGGCAACCUGCCCGCAUGGGCAACCUGCCCGCAUGGGCAACCUGCCCGCAUGGGCAACCUGCCCGCAUGGGCAACCUGCCCGCAUGGGCAACCUGCCCGCAUGGGCAACCUGCCCGCAUGGGCAACCUGCCCGCAUGGGCAACCUGCCCGCAUGGGCAACCUGCCCGCAUGGGCAACCUGCCCGCAUGGGCAACCUGCCCGCAUGGGCAACCUGCCCGCAUGGGCAACCUGCCCGCAUGGGCAACCUGCCCGCAUGGGCAACCUGCCCGCAUGGGCAACCUGCCCGCAUGGGCAACCUGCCCGCAUGGGCAACCUGCCCGCAUGGGCAACCUGCCCGCAUGGGCAACCUGCCCGCAUGGGCAACCUGCCCGCAUGGGCAACCUGCCGCAUGGGCAACCUGCCCGCAUGGGCAACCUGCCCGCAUGGGCAACCUGCCCGCAUGGGCAACCUGCCCGCAUGGGCAACCUGCCCGCAUGGGCAACCUGCCCGCAUGGGCAACCUGCCCGCAUGGGCAACCUGCCCGCAUGGGCAACCUGCCCGCAUGGGCAACCUGCCCGCAUGGGCAACCUGCCCGCAUGGGCAACCUGCCCGCAUGGGCAACCUGCCCGCAUGGGCAACCUGCCCGCAUGGGCAACCUGCCCGCAUGGGCAACCUGCCCGCAUGGGCAACCUGCCCGCAUGGGCAACCUGCCCGCAUGGGCAACCUGCCCGCAUGGGCAACCUGCCCGCAUGGGCAACCUGCCCGCAUGGGCAACCUGCCCGCAUGGGCAACCUGCCCGCAUGGGCAACCUGCCCGCAUGGGCAACCUGCCCGCAUGGGCAACCUGCCCGCAUGGGCAACCUGCCCGCAUGGGCAACCUGCCCGCAUGGGCAACCUGCCCGCAUGGGCAACCUGCCCGCAUGGGCAACCUGCCCGCAUGGGCAACCUGCCCGCAUGGGCAACCUGCCCGCAUGGGCAACCUGCCCGCAUGGGCAACCUGCCCACAUGGGCAACCUGCCUUUCAAGAGGACUGCCACCUGAACCAGCAACUGCCACCUGUACUACCAACUGCCACCUGUACUACCAACUGCCACCUGUACUACCAACUGCCACCUGUACUACCAGCUGCCACCUGA